This is a messenger RNA of Actinia tenebrosa (Australian red waratah sea anemone), 1154 nucleotides long. RefSeq names its product mitochondrial uncoupling protein 4. The record is from RefSeq and is a predicted model, not a curated record. NCBI's taxonomy places the organism in Eukaryota, Metazoa, Cnidaria, Anthozoa, Actiniaria, Actiniidae.
CGUGGCACAUCGGUACGUACACUGAUCACACAUUGAUCUCUCAUUCGGUCUGACAAUGAAUACCUCAAACAAACAUGAAUUUCUCCGAAAAUACUUCCUAUCUUCAGUAGCUGCUACUUUUGCAGAGUCAGUUACUUUUCCACUUGACAUCACCAAAACACGUCUUCAGAUCCAGGGGGAAAGAGCCUCUAUGGUUUCGACAAAUGGAAGCUCUGUGGCCUACAGAGGAAUGGUUAAAACAGCAGUUGGAAUUGUUAAUGAAGAGGGUGUUGUUAAACUGUGGAAUGGAGUAACUCCUGCAAUACUAAGACACAUAGUCUACACAGGAUCACGAAUGACAGUUUAUGAAUUUUUAAGGAAUAGAGUUUUAAAACGUAAUGAAGAUGGACUCUUUCCAAUAUGGAAGUCAGUUAUCAGUGGGAUGGGUACAUGGUACAGCUCAUGCCUUUCGUAAUAUCGUCAAACAUUAUGGUAUCAAAGGUUUAUGGAAAGGAUGGUUACCUAAUGUGCAGAGAGCAGCUUUGGUCAACAUGGGAGAUUUAACAACGUAUGACACAGUGAAACACAAUCUGCUCAAACACACUAAGCUUCACGAUAACUGGAUAACACACACCAUGUCGAGCGCAUGCUCAGGACUAGUAGCAGCAACCAUCAGUACACCUGCUGACGUCAUCAAGACAAGAAUAAUGAAUAACCCUUCAGGAUACAAGGGUGCUAUCGACUGUUUUCAGCGGGCUGUAAAACAAGAAGGAUUUUUUUCGCUCUACAAGGGAUGGUUACCGACAUGGACUAGAAUGGCACCUUGGUCACUGACGUUUUGGUUGUCAUACGAACAGAUUAGAAAAUUAUCAGGAGCACAAGGAUUUUGAUGAUAUUGAAUUAUCAAUGAAUUUUUGGAGGAAUGAUGAAAAAACUUUAUAAUAUCUUGAAUUUGUUUAAUAUGAUAUUAUUAUUUUCUUCUUGGUGGCCCUUUGUUUUUAUAACUUUCAGAUGGGACUGAGGUAAUUAUUUUCUCGAGCAUGCACUGUAAGAAAUAAGGGAUUUCAGGACAAGUCAGUGAUUUCUAUAAAACUACAAAGAAACAGGAAUUUUAAACAAACUGUAACACAAGAAUUUAUUGUUAAUAUCAAAUAAAACAAUGAAAUUAACAUCAA